This is a messenger RNA of Naegleria gruberi, 4692 nucleotides long. RefSeq lists its product as uncharacterized. Bases 1 to 4692 code for a protein of 1563 amino acids. The record is from RefSeq and is a predicted model, not a curated record. NCBI's taxonomy places the organism in Eukaryota, Heterolobosea, Eutetramitea, Acrasida, Naegleriidae. The transcript has a single exon.
AUGGCCAUUGCAUCAUCAUCAAGCACUCCCAUCAUUUCCUUAGAACCCUAUAGCUUGGCUCCAAAGAUGAGGGGAAGUGACAGUUCAGACUCACUUCACUCUCUGAGAAGACCUUCUGAUACAGGCAUUGGUGCUAACAAUUUUCUUCCUUCCCAAAAGUUUUAUGAUGAGGUUUCAGAGUCCAUUCAGAGCUCUACAGAGUCAUCGACAAUAUCCUCAUCAUUCAUUACACACGCUCGUGAAAAUGUUCUUUCAAUGAUGACAAGUCUGCAGGAAAGAGCUCCAUUGUCAGGAUGGAAGCACUUUCUAUUAUAUUUGGUCUAUUAUUUACUCAUGUUGUGGAGUCAAAUGUUUGUGCCAACCCUUAGAAAUCAUCGUUGGGGUUAUGAGGGAAGUUAUGUUUUUGAGGUUUUGAAUUUUCCAACCACUCUACUCUUUAACAUGAUACCUUAUUAUGGAGCUAUUGGUUUAUCUGCCUUCUUCAUGUCUGUAAUUUGUGUUACGUGCGUGCUCUUCUGUUUGGCUUACUACUUGACCAUUAAACCAAACAAUCAUUUCAAACUUUUAAAGUUAUCCUUGUGGUAUUUGAGCUGGUUCAUCAAGGGUUCUUAUCUGAUUGGAAGUCAUUUGUUGGUUGGCUUUCUUGAUUGCAACUAUUUCCAGAAAAUUAGUAUAACUGUGGAGACUGUUUUUGGAACCUCAACAGUUGAAGUAAAUCCUCUCAACAGAUUUGAUUUGAUUGGAUGCAUGGAUAGCGAGAAUACUAUCAUGAUUGUGCUGUCUAUUUGUACAUUAUUUACCUUGAUCAUCAUCUAUCCUCUGACAGAGUUUGUUACUUCAAACUCAAAUCCACAGAGUAAGAUACCUCUCACCUCUGAGACCAGCCUGAUGUUUAGUAUUGUUGGUGUAUUGAACAUUAUUGGCUUGAUUUGUGAGCUAGUUAUUCCAAAAGAAUAUUCCUAUGUUUCGUCUAUUGCAAAUGUACUCAUCUCUGGAUUGUGUUGUAUCACUCAAUUAAGACAUGUUCCAUUCUUUACGCAUUACGAAAAUGCUAUUGUUCAAGGUGUGUAUGGAGCAAGAUUAGCUGCCAGUGUUGGUUCGCUCAUUACAUCUCUGGUCAAUUCGAACAAUGAAUCGGCGAUUGGUGGAGGUUUGGUUGGAUUCACGAUUGCUUUAAUGAUACUGGGUUUCGUUUUGGGAUUUCUAGUUCAAUUCGUAUGGAUUUGGGUUAAAUUGAGAUCCAUCAGAAGCUUUAUUAUUGUCAAUUCACAUCCUUCAAGUAUGGAAAUCAAAGAAAGUGCAGAAACAGACUUGGCAUUGCUGAAUUAUAUUGAGAAGAUGGCCUCUGUAGUCUAUUCAGAUUUAGACGAAUCCAAAUCUGUUCAAUAUCUUAAUUUAUUCUUAAAACUUUCCCUUCGGAGAAAGAAUGAUGCUAUAAUAGCAUUUUGCUUUGUGAAAGGUCUGGUUCAACACAAAAUGUUCCGAAAUGUCUCUUCUCUCAUCUAUUCAUCAUUGCUUGUUCAAACUUUUUGGUCAGAAGAACAAAAUUCCAGUGUUCUGGCAACAAGUUUACUGAGGAAGGCAAUGAAAAGUGAUCCAGCUUUUUUUGAAGUGCUUGCCAUUCAGGAAAGAAUCAAGGAAGUGGAAUCGAAUUCAUUCUCAAAAAGUGGCCUAUUUGAAAUCUCUUGCCAAAUCCAAAAAUUGGAAAAACUUCAAAGCAACCUUUUAGCUCUACACAAAGUUUUCUGGAAGGAAAUGGCAAAUGAGCAUAUCAAUUAUGAAUCUUUAAAGAAAACCAAUAGAACCAUUUAUAAUCUGACAAGUGAGUGCAAAUCCAUGCUAAAGAACUUGUCUUUCAAUUACAAACACAACAAGACAGUAUUGAGAGUUCAGGCAAACUUUAUUGAAAAUUUUGAAUUUAACAAACCAUUGGCAGAUUCUCUCUAUGCAGAGGCCAAUUCACUUGAAGAAGAAGAAAUGAAGAAGAAACGGAGAGGUUCUCACAGUAGAGCUCCACCAACCAAGAGAAACAAUCGAAUUGUUCCAAAUGAAAAAUUAGAAACUGCAAGUGCCUUCUUUGAAGAAGGCUCCAAUAUUGACACUGCAGAACAAGAAAAACUGGAAGAGAUGGAAGAUGCUUUUGACAAUCCACAACUCAAAAAGGAAAUUCUCUUCUUGAAUGCCAUUGCCAAUCCAAAACCAAAUGGAAUUGUCAAAAUCUUAUCCUUCUCUUACUUCCUCUUUGUCAUUGCAUGUAUUGUGGCCUCGAUUGUUUUGAGUGUAUUCUAUUCCUUUCAGGUUAAAUCAACCGUUCCUUACGUUGAGCAUGUUUGCUUUCCAGGAACUCUUCCAUUUUCCAUCAUUAGAAAUAUUAGAGCUUGUCAAAAUUGGAUUAAUACAUUUAAUUUCCAGGAAGUGGAAUUUCCACCUCUUACAGAAGGUUAUCCUUCCAUUUCAAAAUCAGCUUACAUUUUAGAUCACAAAAAGAAACUAGAAACAAGUUUAGAAUAUUUGAAACGAUUAGUUUCGAUUGGACAAGAGGGUGUCUUUACUGAUGCCAUUUAUACCGACUAUUCAUCAAGUAUUUAUUCGAUUAAUUUUCCAACUGAGGAUGCAUCAGAUCCACAUUUCUACUCUGGUCCAUAUCAAACAAGAAAUGCCUCAAUUGUUGAUAUUACCAACUCUCUAAUCAAAUAUACUCAACUUCUUAUUGAUGAUUUCCCACUGGAAUUGCUGUUAUCAGUUGAGAAUUCUUCUUCCUUAAUUGAAAGGCAAAAAUUAUUGAAUAUUACUUCCCAAGAUUCAUACUUUAAUCCACUUCCAAACUUUAACUUUAAUUACUUGUGGGCUAAUAAGGGAGUUUUUACAACAGCUUAUGAAGGAUUUUGCACCAAGUACUUGGACAGUACAAUCUCAGUAAUUGAUCAAAGUGUUAAUCAAUUUAUGAUUUAUACAGCAGUAAUGUUAUCGGCCUUUGUGUUGGUUAGUGCAAUGUUCAUUGCCUUAAUGUUGGUAGAAUUGAGUAAUAUGAAAAAGUUAGCUAAACUUUUUGAAACUCAAAUCAAGAAGGACAUAAUUGGAAAGAUUUUCCACAAUAUAUCUAACAGACUUCAGAAUGAUGCCAUAGGAAGCACACGUAUAAUAUCUAUUGAUCAGAUCAAACCAAAUUUGUUUGUCAUUUUCAGCUGCAUUGUAAUUGUAGUGUCCACCUGUGCCACAAUUGCCUUAAUGUUUACAGAGGCGUAUGUCAAUGGACAAGAAGCUAUUAACACCAUGACACGUGUUCGUCUUUCUAUUCAGGCAGGUGUGAAUGUUGAGAGAUCUGCCUUCAGUGCUCAAGAAUUCUAUACAUAUUUUGGAGCUGAACAAUUCACUUCUCCAACUGCACCAUUGAGAUAUAAACUGAAACGAACAGUAUCGUUUGGUGAUUUGAGAUUGUGGCAAGCGAGAAGUAGAUUCGACUCGUUGGCUGCUGGAGUAAACGAUGGAAUUGCAGCAGCCUCAGAUUACAUGAGCAAACUCAUUUAUGGAUCUAAGGAGUUGUCUCUUGUUCCUCUUCUUGGAAAAUAUCCAACUGUCGAUAAGAUUAUUUCAGUUGGCGUUGAUAAUUGCACUGAAUAUAUGAGAGCAAACAAUAUUACCUUCAUUUAUGCUACCUUCAAGCUUUAUUGCCAGGGAUUGGAGACUGUAUUCUCUGAUUUUGCUAGUACCGCUCCACAAUUAGUCAUUGAUUCAAGAAAACAUUAUAUUCUGCAACAAUCUGUAAUUUCAAAUGGUACACUAUUGGACCCUUUUACUUUGGCCAUGAGAAACAAUCUAUUGCUUCGUCUAUCUCAACCAUUAAUUGCAAAGUAUACUGCUUUUAUUAAGGAAUUUGUCAAAGAGUCUUCUGUUCCGGUAUUUUCUGUUACAAUUAGUUCUUCAAUUAUUGGUUUGAUUGUUAUAUUAUCUUCCGUUUUAGUAUUUUGCUACAUGCUUUCAAAUUUCUGGAGCCAGUACCAUUCAUUCAGAAACAUGUUAAAUUACCUACCAAUCGACGUUAUUGAUCACAAUGAAUUAUUAAGGGAGUUUGCAUUACACCACAAGUUGGAAACUAAUUAUCCAUUUCUCUUGAGAAAAAAGACUGCCCACCCACUGGACGAAACCAAUGAUGAAUAUUCUAGCUUGAAGGUUGUUUUCAAUUCAAGUGUGGAAGGUACAAUGAUUUGUAAAGAAAAUGGAGAAAUUGAAUUGUUUAAUUCGUCUGGAUUGAGAAUGUUUGGAAGUAAGAGUUUGGAUAUUUUGGGAACUUCAAUGCUUGAUUUAUUUGAUAAUCCCUUCAGAGCCCAGGUAAAGCAAUUGUGCCAUGCUCUCAUUUCACAAUCAAAGGAGCAGCAAUCGAAUGAAAAUAACGAACAAAAACUUGUGGAGAGCUUGGAAGUUGACAUGAUGAGAAAGAACAAUACCAAGUUCCCUGCCAAGAUAACCAUUUAUGCAAUUCGGUUGCUUGGAAAGGAUGCCAAGAUUCUGAUAACUUUCAAAGACAUUACACAAGAAAAAAAGCAAUCCCUCUUGCUAGCUGAUGAAAAGAAGAAGAGUGAAAAUUUAUUGAAGAAUAUAUUACCAAUUAAGGUAGCCAAUCGUUUAAAAGCUGGAGAAACCUUUAUUGCAGAGAAAUUUGAUGAUAUUACUUGUUUCUUUAGCGAUAUGUAA